This is a messenger RNA of Suncus etruscus (white-toothed pygmy shrew), 2479 nucleotides long. RefSeq names its product GLIS family zinc finger 2 (gene GLIS2). The transcript has 6 exons. Lineage: Eukaryota; Metazoa; Chordata; Mammalia; Eulipotyphla; Soricidae. Gene Ontology annotation, biological process: regulation of transcription by RNA polymerase II; smoothened signaling pathway. The record is from RefSeq and is a predicted model, not a curated record. The coding region runs from base 243 to 1808 and encodes 521 amino acids. Gene Ontology annotation, cellular component: nucleus. Gene Ontology annotation, molecular function: zinc ion binding; RNA polymerase II cis-regulatory region sequence-specific DNA binding; DNA-binding transcription factor activity, RNA polymerase II-specific.
GGAGCUCUGUAUGUGGGAGCCCUCAAAUACAGUUGCUGCAGAAACCCUGACUCUAUCCAGCUUCAGGCCCUCAGGCCCAUCUACCCUGGCCCUGCCCGGCCAUAGUCCCCUGCCGCCCCCUGCUGGCCACCCCAGCCCUCGGGCACCUCCUGCCCACCUCACCGGGCUGCGUCCCCACCAGGGUCUGAGGUCUAAGGUCCCGCUUGUCUUUCUCAGGCCCGGAAGCAACCACCCCUGCCACCAUGCACUCCUUGGAUGAGCCGCUGGACCUGAAACUGAGCAUCAGCAAACUGCGCGCAGCCCGAGAGAAGAGGGAACGGGCGCUGAGCGUGGUGCGGCCCCGAGCCCUGCACAGAGAGCUCGGCCUGCUGGAUGACAGCCCCAAGCCUGGCUCCCCCGGCUCCCCGCCCUCAGGUUUCCUGCUGAACCCCAAGUUUUCUGACAAAGUAGAGGGACGCUUUUCUGCUGCUCCUCUGGUGGACCUCAGCUUGUCCCCUCCUUCUGGGCUAGACUCCCCCAACGGCAGCAGCUCUCUGUCCCCUGAGCGCCAGGGCAACGGGGACUUGCCUGCAAUGCCCACAGCCCCGGACUUCCAGCCCAUGCGCUAUCUGGACGGCAUCCACAGCUCUUUCCAGUUCUUUCUGCCUUUGGGAUCUGGGGGUGCCCUGCGCCUGCCUGCUUCCUCCUUCCUCAGCACCCCCAAGGACAAGUGCCUCUCACCAGAGCUCCCCUUGCCCAAGCAGCUGGUGUGCCGCUGGGCCAAGUGUAACCAGCUGUUCGAGCUUCUGCAAGACCUGGUGGAUCACGUCAAUGAUGACCAUGUCAAGCCCGAGAAGGACGCGGGCUACUGCUGCCACUGGGAGGGCUGUGCCCGCCACGGCCGUGGCUUCAAUGCCAGGUACAAGAUGCUCAUUCACAUCCGCACACACACCAAUGAGAAGCCACACCGCUGUCCCACCUGCAGCAAGAGCUUUUCCCGCCUGGAGAAUCUGAAGAUCCACAACCGGUCACACACAGGGGAGAAGCCAUAUGUGUGUCCCUACGAGGGCUGCAGCAAGCGCUACUCCAACUCCAGUGACCGCUUCAAGCACACACGCACCCACUACGUGGACAAGCCCUACUACUGCAAGAUGCCUGGCUGCUGCAAACGCUACACCGACCCCAGCUCGCUGCGCAAGCACAUCAAGGCCCACGGCCACUUCGUGUCGCACGAACACCAAGAGCUCCUGCACCUGCGGCCACCCCCCAAAGCCCCCCUGCCCACCCCCGACGGCAGCCCCUACAGUGGGGCGCAGAUCAUCAUCCCCAACCCUGCUGCCCUCUUUGGAGGGCCUGGCUUACCUGGCCUGCCCUUGCCCCUAGCCCCCGGCCCCCUAGACCUCAGCGCCCUGGCCUGCAGCAACAAUGGUGGUGGGGGCCCCUCUGGCAGCCUGGGCCCGGGCCUUCCUGGCCCUGUCCUGCCCCUCAAUCUGGCUAAGAACCCACUGCUGCCCUCGCCCUUCGGGUCUGGCGGGCUAGGCCUGCCCGUGGUCUCCCUCCUCGCUGGUUCCGCUGGCGGCAAGGCAGAGGGGGAGAAGCGAGGGGCAGUGCCCUCGAGGGCCACGGGGCUGGAAGGCCGGGAGACACCCCUAGAGAGAACUGAAGGGGGGCGCUCCAGGCCUAGUCCAGAUGCGCUGCCCCUGCUGCCGAGCACUGCGCUGGACCUGUCCACCAGCGUCAGCUCGGUCAGCAGCCCUGAGGCCAUGGCGCCCGGCUGGGUGGUUAUCCCGCCCGGCUCUGUGCUGCUGAAGCCGGCCGUAGUGAACUGAGCCCACCCAGUGCCCAGCUCAGGCCCCAGACGAACGGAAAUUCUUCUGCGAAAUAGCAAUAAAGUACCCCACCUCGCCAGCAAGCAGGGACGGUGCUAGGUCAGCCCUGGCAUGCUGAGCCAGGGGAGGUCUGUGCUCCCAGGUGCUGACCCAACCCCCGUCUUGGUGCUCCCUCACCUCAUGGUGACCCUGGGUGAGCAGGUGGUUGCCUGCCCCUGCCAAGUGCACCCACCCUCCAUGAGGCUUGGAGCACACUCCCACCCUCACCCCUGCUGAGCUGGGGGGGGCAUGUCUCUGGGGGCCCCCUGGACGACUUUUCCUUCUGACCCACCCUCUGAAGGAAAGCAAGACAGACGCAGGCCCUGGCAAUGCCACAGGAAGCAGCAACACUCCCAUGACAAGGUGCCUCCCACCCCCCCGGGAGACCUGCUCUGCCUCUGCCACCCCAGACCCGCUGCUGCCCGCAGCACCCACAAGCCACCUGGAACUGCCCUCCUGGUCCCUGUGAGCCCUCAUUGCAGGCCUCCCCACUCCUUCGGAGCGCCCCAGGAGCUGGGGGAGGAGACCCCCAACUCAGGGAACAGGUGGGGCUGGUGGGGCCUAGUCUUGUUGGGGGUAUCCCAUCCCUCCACACCCAGAACAAGGGGGCUUAGAGUCCCCACAGAGUGUAG